AUGGCGGCGGUAAGGUGUCUCAGAUCAUUGGCAACACGUCCAACAAUACCCCUCAGACUCACAACUCAAUCUCUCAUAUCAAGACGGAAUGCUUCCUCAAAACACCCCAAGGGUUUCGAACCCCCUUCCCCAAGUGAUCUCAUUGAGCUUCGAGAACGGGUUCAAGAGUUCACCCGACGGGAAAUCACCGAAGAAGUAGCCUCAAAAACAGACAGAUCCAAUGCCUUUCCCAAUGAAAUGUGGCAGAAGCUUGGGGAUGCGGGUUUCCUGGGUCUUACAGUCGAUGAAGACGUCGGUGGUCUGGCUAUGGGAUACCAAGCCCAUUGCGUGGUUAUGGAAGAGAUUUCAAGAGCGUCAGGGUCGAUAGGUUUGAGUUAUGCUGCUCAUUCGCAAUUAUGUGUCAACCAGCUGCAACUGAAUGGCAACCCGGAGCAAAAGCAAGAGUUCUUGCCUGGGCUUAUUGCUGGGACGAGUGUUGGUGCUUUGGCUAUGUCGGAAACUGGAGCAGGGAGUGAUGUUGUUAGUAUGCGGACUACGGCAAAAGCUGUCGAUGGGGGCUAUGUGUUGAACGGGUCGAAGAUGUGGAUCACGAAUGGACCGGAUGCGGAUGUUAUUGUGGUCUAUGCAAAGACCGAGCCAGAUGCUGGUUCGAAGGGCAUUACGGCGUUCCUUGUUGAGAAACAGUUUGAGGGAUUCAGCUGCGCGAGAAAACUUGACAAGAUGGGGAUGCGAGGUAGCAAUACUGGAGAAUUAGUGUUUGAUGGGGUAUUUGUUCCGAAGGAAAACAUCCUUGGAGAGAUCAACCGAGGAGUCAAAGUUCUCAUGGAAGGUCUUGAUAUCGAACGCCUCGUUCUGAGCUCUGGACCUCUUGGAAUUAUGCAAGCGGCCCUGGACGUAGCCCUUCCAUUCACACAUCAAAGGAAGCAAUUUGGCAUCCCAAUUGCACAUAAUCAGCUUGUCCAGGGUAAGCUCGCUGACAUGUACACGAAGUUGCAAGCUUCGAGAGCGUACACGUAUGAUACAGCAAGGAAAGUGGAUGAAUUAGGCCAGAUUCGAACGCAAGAUUGUGCCGGAGCUAUCCUUUAUGCUGCGGAAAGGGCUACUGAAUGCGCUCUGGAUUGUAUCCAACUACUCGGUGGAAUGGGGUAUGUGGAGGAGAUGCCGGCAUCAAGGUUACUGCGAGAUGCAAAAUUAUAUGAGAUAGGAGCCGGAACAAGUGAGAUUCGCCGGAUGGUUUUGGGUAGAGUCUUUAACAAAGAAUACGCCAGCUACGCUUAA
Messenger RNA from Lachnellula hyalina, 1278 nucleotides. RefSeq names its product Isovaleryl-CoA dehydrogenase, mitochondrial (gene IVD). Gene Ontology annotation, molecular function: flavin adenine dinucleotide binding; 3-methylbutanoyl-CoA dehydrogenase activity. The transcript is spliced from 3 exons. Gene Ontology annotation, biological process: L-leucine catabolic process. The record is from RefSeq and is a predicted model, not a curated record. Lineage: Eukaryota; Fungi; Ascomycota; Leotiomycetes; Helotiales; Lachnaceae. Bases 1 to 1278 code for a protein of 425 amino acids.